AUGGAAAUACAUGUCGAUACCCCACGUCCCCGUGUCAAAGUACCCUCCGUCAUUGAAAUUAAGAAUAAAAUUCGCCUGGGCCACGGUGAAUGCUGCAACUGCUGCUGCUGUAAAGCUCCUGUAUUGGCAGUCUACAAAUAUGUUCAGCCUGAAAUUCCAAAAUCCUUCCGUCCAAUUAGGACUUUUCAAAGAACGGAUAUUCCACUGGAAGACACCACGACCUACAGAAUGUCGUUCUGGCCUGGGCCGAGAUCAGUUAGGAAGCCACUUAUACGUUACGGAUGCCUAGCAACUGCCGAGGGCAAGAUCACAUCCGACACAACCCAUAAACUAAGCUACCUGGGCAACUGGUGCAUAAAGCCGCAAGAGAAAAUUUUGCCGUGUAAGAGGAGCCUCUUCGGUCGCGGACCCAUCGAAAAUCAAACAACCCAGAAGGAGGAUUUCGUAUGGAAGUACAGCCUGAAAGAAAAGCCGAUGAAGUAUAGUGGAAAUUUGCGUAUGCCGAGGGGUCACAUCGAAGAUAACACGACGUACAAGUCGAGCUACUUCGAGUCAACGUGUAACGAGCCAGUUAAGUCAUUCAAGCCCAUCAGGCUUUACGAGAAGACCGAGGUGCCGCUGGACGACUACACGACCUAUAAGCUCAGCUUUUUUAACAACGACACCGUCCAUCGCGAGGAGCAUCCCUGGCAGAAGAAGCCGAUGUACGUGAAGCCAAGUACGCGUGUCGACAACUGCACGACGUAUAAGCUGAGCUAUUGGCCGCAGUGCGAGCCGCGGGUGAAACCGAUUCUCCAACAGAGCGACGACAAUCCGCUGAACAAGAGGAACUUCUCCUUCGAGGGCGAGACGACGUAUGGGCUGAGCUACUUUGGCGGCGAUGGUGACAAGCCCAAGCCCAUCUACCCGGUGCCCAAUGAGAUAUUCGUUAACCAAUCCACCGACCACGAUACUGUCAACAAAAUGAGCUACCUGGGUAACUGGUGCCCGAGCCCGGUGAAGCCGAUCGUGCCGUGCGUCAGGAAGCUACUGGGACGCGGACCGAUCGAGAAGGAAACAACGCAAAAGUGCGACUUCCCGUGGAAAUUCCAGGAGCCGAACGCCAGUAUCCGUCCCGUGGGUAACCUCGGCUUCUCCUCGACGCCUCUCGAAAACUGCACGACGAAUCGCCUCUCUUAUUUGCCAAACUCCGGCGACUGCUUGAUACCGAAAAAGUCAUUUGCGCCAAUUCGAACGUACGAUCCCUUGGACUUACCAAUGGAUUUGGAUACGACGAUGCAACUGAGCUAUCAACCAGUGGAGCAACCGGAAAAAGUAGAUAAACCAUGGGCUGCCAAAGUGCCUUAUUACAAGCCAGCUACGAACGUGGAUGAUAACACUACCUAUACCAUGAGUUACAUACCACCCGGCACUUUGCAUCCGUGUGGCCCAGAAUCUUCAAAUUUAGAUUCUUACGCUGUUUCGAUAUGUCCAUCAAAAACACUUCCCUACAUACCAUACUAA
Molecule: messenger RNA, 1503 nt
Organism: Ceratosolen solmsi marchali
Lineage: Eukaryota; Metazoa; Arthropoda; Insecta; Hymenoptera; Agaonidae
Product: protein FAM154A
Exons: 13
Coding region: 1-1503 (500 amino acids)
Cellular component (GO): cytoskeleton
Molecular function (GO): microtubule binding
Source: RefSeq, a predicted model, not a curated record